AUGGAGUAGAAAUCAUUUCUGGGAACAAAUAUAUAACUCAAGGUAGAACUAUAUCUUCCCCAAACGGAAGAUUUGAGUUUGGUUUCUUCAAACCCGGUGAAUCUCCCAACUAUUACGCGGGCAUUUGGUACAAAAACAUCUCCCCUCAAACCACAAUUUGGGUAGCAAAUAGGGCCACCCCAAUCCCCCCCUCUACAAUCAACUCAACCAAGCUAACAAUCCUCGACCGCAACUUAGUCCUCAUAGACGCGGCCGCACAAAACUCGGUCUGGUCAACCAAUAUCAGCGCCCCAUUAAAACUCAGCCCUGUCCUAGCAUCUCUCCGCGACGACGGGAACUUGAUUCUGAGCCACGACGGCAUCAAUUCAACAGCCCCACUUUGGCAAAGUUUCGACCACCCAACCAACACAUUCGUGCCGGGCUCCAAGGUCGGAUAUAACAAGCGCACCAAAACCAAACAGGUGUUCACGUCGUGGAAAAAUCGCGACGAUCCCGCCCCCGGCCUAUUCUCCUUUUUCUAUGUCCCCAACGAGUCGCAUCAACUCUGGAACGGCACAGAGAUUUAUUGGAAUAGCGCAACCAUAGUUGGAAAUGGAAAUUCGUCGCUAACUUUGAAGGCGUAUAGACAGAGACUCGACCCGGCGUUCAAUUUCACCAUUGUUGACAACGAAAACGAGACUUACUUUUUGUUUUACAAUCUCGUUCCGUCCAUCAUAACCAGACACAUUCUCGACGUAAAUGGGCAACAGAAGACUCUGUUUUGGUCCGAGGUUGAGAAGGAGUGGAUGCUGACUUUUGUUUCGCCGCUGAAACAAUGCGACGUUUAUGCGUUUUGUGGGGAAUUUGGCAUCUGUAGCGACAAUUCUACGCCGGUUUGUGAUUGCUUGCACGGUUUCAGGCGCAAAUCAGAAACAGAGUGGGGAUUGAAUGAAUUCUUCCUUGGUGGUUGCGUAAGGAAUACCAGUUUGAAAUGUGGGAUUAAUUACCAAGAAGAGGACAUUGAUCGAUUCAGAAUGUAUCCAAACGUGAGAUUGCCCAGACAUCCUCAAAACACGACAACUAAGAAUCAGGCAGAAUGUGAGUCCAUUUGUCUGAAAAAUUGUUCCUGUACUGCCUAUGCUUAUAGUAGUGGUUGUUGUUCCUUUUGGGAAGGACAACUCCUUAACCUGAAACAGUUAGGGGAAGAGGAUGGCAAUGGAAGCACUAUUUACAUCAGAUUUGCUUCACCCUCUGAAUUUUCCAAUCAGAAAGGUACAAAUUCAAAGUUCAAAGCUAUCAUACCUAGUGUAGCAGUGGCUGCAGCGGCUCUACUUGGGUGCAGUAUUUGCUACAUUUGUUAUAGGAGGAGGAGAACAAAACAUGCAAUAAUGGAUCAAUCGAUAGAUGAAGAUACUGAUGAAGAGAAAGUCAUUGGCGUCCAAUUCUUUAGUUUGCAAAGCAUAUUGGAGGCAACCGACAACUUUUCUGAAGCAAAUAAGUUAGGAAAAGGAGGCUUUGGUAUAGUUUAUAAGGGUGUGUUUUUUGGAGGGCAAGAAAUUGCAGUAAAAAGAUUAUCUAAUCAAUCUGGACAAGGAAUCAACGAAUUUAAGAACGAAGUUGCAUUAAUUGCAAAGCUUCAACACAGAAAUCUAGUUAAACUUGUAGGCUACUGUACACAAGCGAAAGAAAAGAUCUUGCUCUAUGAAUAUAUGCCCAACAAAAGUUUAGACACUUUCAUAUUUGAACAAACACAUCAACUAUUGUUGGAUUGGAGGAAAAGAUUUGACGUCAUAUUGGGAAUUGCAAGAGGACUUGUAUACAUCCAUCAUGAUUCAAGAUUGAGAAUCGUUCAUAGAGACAUAAAGACAAAUAACAUUUUAUUAGAUGAAGAAAUGAUACCCAAGAUUUCAGAUUUUGGAUUAGCCAGAAUGAUGGUGGGGAAUACAUUUGAAGCAAAUACCAAAAAAAUUGCUGGCACCUACGGCUACAUGUCUCCCGAGUAUGCAUUAAGUGGACUUUUCUCAAUUAAGUCAGACGUAUUUAGUUUUGGAGUGAUUAUACUUGAGAUCAUUUGUGGAAAGAAAAACAAAACGUUCUAUUGGCAUGAAGAAGUCUCAAACCUUUUAGGCUACGCAUGGAAAUUAUGGAAUGAAGGGAAUGCAAUGGAUUUAUUAGAUGACUCACUACUAGAAUGUUGUAUGGAAUGUGAAGUGCUGAAGUGCAUAAAUGUUGGAUUGCUAUGUGUUGAGGAAGAUCCCAAUUGUCGUCCUAACAUGUCUAAUGUACUUCGAAUGUUGACGGAUGAAAGUAUGGCUUUACCUAAACCAAAUCAACCAGCUUUUGUCACAAGAACUCAAACUUGCAAUGACUCUUCUAUUAUUCGAUCUGAACAACCAUGUUCCAAUCAUAUGACUUUUUCAACACAAGAAGGUCGAGCAAUGGAAAACAAUGUUCUUGUAUUGCUUUCUUGGCUCCUUCUACUCAUCUCUCUUUCCCAUACCCCACUCUCCCAUGGAGCACAAACCAUUUCCGGGAACACAUAUUUAACUCAAACUACAACUCUAUCCUCUCUGAAUGAAAGAUUCGAGCUGGGAUUCUUCCGACCCGGUAAAUCUUCAAACUAUUACGUCGGGAUUUGGUACAAAAACAUCUCCCCCCAAACCGUAGUUUGGGUAGCCAAUAGAAUCUCACCCGUCCCCUCCGCCGCAAUCUCCGCCGCCAAAUUAAGAAUCCUAGACGGAAACCUCGUAAUCGUCGACGGCGCCGGGAAUUUAAUCUGGUCAACCAAUAUCACCACCACAGUGAAACAGAGCUCCGUCGUGGCAAUUCUUGGCGACGACGGGAACUUGGUUUUGAGCGACGGUUCAAAAAAACUUACAAAACCCACACUUUGGCAAAGUUUCGACCACCCGACAGACACGAAUCUAGCCGGGUCCAAAUUCGGGUACAACAAACGAACCAAAACAACGUUUGGGCUCACGGCGUGGAAAAGCGCCGACGACCCGGCGCCGGGGCCGUACUCCAUCUUCUACGUCCCCACCGAAAUUCUCCACGUGUGGAACGGCACGGAGGGGUACGGGGCCGGCCUGCGCAAAUUCGCAAACGGAACUUUAGUGGCGUUUAGGCCAAAUCCGGUGAUCAAUUUCACGCUCGUGGACAACGAAAACGAGACUUACUUCACAUAUUUCCUGCUCGACCAAUCCAUCAUCGCCCGACACGUAAUCGACAUCGACGGCCGAGAAAAGGAGCUAACCUGGUCGGAAACUGCCAAGACAUGGAUGGCCACCUACGUUAACCCGAAAAACCAGUGCGAUGUUUACGCGUAUUGCGGCCCAUUCGGCAUCUGCAGCGAGAAUUCCGUCCCCGUCUGUGAUUGCUUGCAUGGUUUCCGGCGCAAAUCGGAAACAGAGUGGGGAAUAAGCAAAUUCUUUGGUGGGUGUUUAAGGAAUACAAGUUUGAAGUGUGGGGUUAAUUACCAAGAAGAGGAUAUGGAUAAAUUUAAAACGUAUCCAAACGUGAGAUUGCCCAGACAUCCUCAAAACACGACGGCUAAGAAUCAGGCGGAUUGUGAGUCCACUUGUCUCAGAAACUGUUCUUGUACUGCCUAUGCUUAUGAUGAUCGCAAUGGUCGUUGUUCGGUCUGGGCGGGAGAACUCCUCGAUCUGAAACAGUUCGGGAAAGACGAUGUGGGUAAUGAAAGCACGAUUUACAUCAGACUUGCCGCCUCUGAAUUCCCAAAUAUCAAAGAAACAAGCUCGAAGCACUGGAAGCUGGAAGCUAUCAUAGCUAGUUUAGGAGUUGCUGCAACGGCUCUACUUGCAUGCAGUAUUUGCUACGUCUGUUAUAAGAAGAGGAGAACAACGUUGAAAAUAACAGAACAUGGAAUGGAUGACCAUGAAAUGAUAGACCAUGAAGAUAAUGAUGAGAAAAGCAGCAUUGACGUUCAGUGCUUUACUUUCCAAAACAUACUGGAAGCUACAGACAAUUUUUCCGAUGCAAAUAAGCUAGGAAAAGGAGGAUUUGGUCCCGUUUAUAAGGGUGUGCUUUCGGGAGGACAAGAAAUUGCAGUAAAAAGAUUAUCAAGUUUAUCUGGGCAAGGUGUCAAUGAAUUUAAGAAUGAAAUUGCACUAAUUGCAAAGCUUCAACAUAGAAAUUUGGUUAAUCUGGUAGGCUACUGCAUGCAAGCGAAAGAAAGGAUCUUAGUAUAUGAGUACAUGCCAAACAAGAGUUUAGACACCUUCAUAUUCGAUCAAACACGCCGCUUGUUGUUGGAUUGGAACAAGAGAUUUGACAUCAUAUUAGGAAUUGCCCGAGGGCUUGUAUAUCUUCAUCAGGAUUCAAGAUUGAGAAUUAUCCAUAGAGAUAUGAAAACAAAUAACAUUUUAUUGGAUGAAGAAAUGGCGCCCAAGAUUUCAGACUUUGGAUUAGCAAGAAUGAUGGCGGGAAAUGAAUUUGAGGCAAAUACCAAAAAGAUUGCUGGCACCUAUGGUUACCUAUCUCCUGAAUAUGCACUAAGUGGACUCUUCUCAAUUAAGUCCGAUGUAUUUAGUUUUGGGGUGAUCAUACUUGAAAUCGUUAGUGGAAAGAAAAACACAGCGUUCUACAAACAUGAAGAUGUCUCAAACCUUUUAGGCUAUGCAUGGAAAUUAUGGAACGAGGGAAACAUAAUGGAUUUAGUAGACGACUCACUACUAAAAUGUUGCAAGGAAUCUGAAGUGUUGAAGUGUAUAAAUGUGGGGUUGCUAUGUGUUGAAGAAGAUCCAAAUGUUCGUCCUAGCAUGCCUAGUGUACUUUUAAUGUUGUCGGACGAAAGUACAGUUCUUCCUAAACCAAACCAACCAGCUUUUGUCACGAGAAAACACACUUCUCUUGAAUGUGGCAUAAUGAUUGAAUCCGAAAAGCCAUGCUCCAAUCAAUUGACAUUUUCAACACAAGAAGGUCGAUAAGAAUGUUUGAUAGUGAUAUAUGUUAUAUUGUGCUCAACUUUAUAUGUAACAAUAAGUGUUGAAAAAAAAAAUUAAAAUACAUUUUAAAUUUUGUUGUUUGUUGAGUGGGAAGUUGUAAUCAUGUAUUGUUUAAUUUAAAUGCUAUUAGUGGGUAA
Molecule: messenger RNA, 5080 nt
Organism: Ipomoea triloba (trilobed morning glory)
Lineage: Eukaryota; Viridiplantae; Streptophyta; Magnoliopsida; Solanales; Convolvulaceae
Product: G-type lectin S-receptor-like serine/threonine-protein kinase At4g27290
Exons: 14
Coding region: 786-4925 (1379 amino acids)
Biological process (GO): protein phosphorylation; recognition of pollen
Molecular function (GO): ATP binding; protein kinase activity
Source: RefSeq, a predicted model, not a curated record